This is a messenger RNA of Lactuca saligna, 1578 nucleotides long. Lineage: Eukaryota; Viridiplantae; Streptophyta; Magnoliopsida; Asterales; Asteraceae. The record is from the annotation of a GenBank genome assembly.
AUGAUAAGGCUAUUCGGUAGCUUGUUGGUCUCCUCAAAGGCAUCCAAGCAGCCUCUUCUUGUGCGUGAACGAUUACUUGCUGCAUAUCUCAUUACUACCAAGCAAUGUUCCCAUGAACCUCGGUUCUUUUCGACUCAACUUCCAAAUACAAUACCUCAAGACUUCAAGUUUUCGCAGACGCAUGUUGUUAAAAGUGUCCAAGAAAAGAGCAAAAGUGGAAUCCGUGUUAUUUCUAUACAACAUGUGAAGCCUGCUAAGCCAACUCCCCAUGAACUCCGAUUAUACAAGCUUUCUGCAUUGGAUCAAAUCAACAUUCCCUCUUACGUUCCAUUUAUUUUCUUUUAUCCAAACAAUGCUAAUGGAAACACCAACAUCAACAUCAGCAUCGACAACUUGGUGGUUGAAAGAUCCAAACUCUUACGGGAUUCAUUGUCGGAAACACUCACUCGAUUUUACCCAUUUGCAGGAAAGUAUAUUGAUGAUAAUCAUAUUGAAUGUAACGACGAAGGUGUGCAUUAUGUCGAGACACAAGUUGAUGGUGAUCUCUCAAGUUUUGUCGCCAAACCAGAUUACAGUUUACUCCAGGGGCUACUCCCCCUAAAUUCUAAGGAGCCAACACGAGGACAAUAUCUCGUUAUGAUACAAGUGAACUUCUUUACUUGUGGUGGUGUUGCUAUUUCCAUGUACAAUUCGCAUAAGCUUAUUGAUGGUCGCACAUACUCGACGUUCUUAAAUGCUUGGGCGUCUACAGCAAAGGGAGAACCCCACAACAUGCUUUACCCUAAUUUUGUCUCUUCAUCUCUAUUCCAUCCCAACACUAAAGCGGCUUCAAAUGCAUCUUGCCCUCUAUCAUUCUUAGCUGUAAGGCCUUUGAUGUUGAAGAGUGGAAAGUGUUCCACCAAGAGAUUUCGGUUUGAUUCCUCGGCACUACAAGCACUGAAGGAGAAAGCAGCUGCAUCAUCAUCUGUCGCCUCUACUCGUGUUGUAGCAGUGACGUCACUGAUUUGGAAGUGUGCGACAACUGCUGCAAGGAGAUUACACGGAGAAAGACCAUCCAUUUUGCAAUUUGCCAUGAAUAUACGAGGAAGAUUGACGCCACCUUUACCAGAAAAUGCGAUUGGGAACAUUUGUUGGACAGGUGUAGCUAGUUGUGAAUUAAAAGAUAGCUUAAGAUUGGAGACCAUGAUUGGGCACGUUAAAGGUGGUAUAGCGAAAGUUGACAGUAUAUUUCUUGAGAAGUUUAAAGGAGAACAAGGGAGUGAUUAUAUUGUUGAUGGGAUGAAACGUUUAGGGGGUCAAAUGUCACGCUAUGAUGCAGAUUACUAUUCGUCUAGUAGCAUGUGUAAUUCUGGGUUAUAUGAUGCAGAUUUUGGAUGGGGAAGGCCAGUGUGGUCAUGCUAUGGGAAUUUUAACGACAAUAUUCCUCUUUAUGCCAAUAUUAUAAUAUUGAUGGAUACAAGCAAUGGUGAUGGGGUUGAAGCAUGGGUAACGCUGGGCCAAGAAGAAAUGGACAUACUCGAGUGUGACCCUGACCUCCUCUUAUACGCUUCUGUCGAGCCUAGUCCUUUGCAAAGUUGA